AUGCUAGAGUUUUAUCAUAAUCUCAACAUAAACACCGGGCUGCCGCACGCCGUACCGAAUGCCGACACUAAUUUAAAGGAUAAUAAUAACAUGCUGGACGGUAAUGAACGCACAGAUAUCGUCGGUACAAUCAAGAGCGAAAAAACGCAGGAAAUAUGUGAAGGAUGCGGCCAGAAGAUAAAGGAUCGCUACUUCAUGAAGCUCUCCCCGGACCAGUUCUGGCACGAGCAGUGCCUUCUCUGCUGCAUCUGCCGCAUACAGCUAAACCAAACGUGCUACACGAAAAACACCAAGGUCUACUGCAAGGACGAUUACUAUCGGAUUUUCGGUGUGUCAUCCGUUCAUCAGCAGCACCAGCACCAACAUGGCCACCAGCAGGGUGGACGCACCGACCGGGACUGUUACGGUUGUGGCGAACGUAUCGCACCGAGCGAGCUGGUCAUGCGAGCGAAACAUCUCGUCUACCAUCUACACUGCUUCCUGUGCUACACCUGCAACCGGCCACUUCAAAAAGGUGAACCGUUUUCGCUUCGUGCCGGCAAGCUCGUCUGUCAGCACGACCUCGAGAAAGAUUUUUACGGUUCCGCGGCAGCAGCAGCCGCAGUAGCGGCGGCGGCCGCCAUGCAUCACCAUCAUGGAGCGGCGGGAGGACUGCCACAUCCAUCUCAUCUCCCCCCAGCAGCUCACCUGUACGGGGACGGCGACGAAUAUCUGCUCGACGAUGGACUCCGGACACGGGACGGGCGCCGUGGACCGAAGCGGCCCCGCACCAUCCUUACCUCGGCACAGCGCCGCCAGUUUAAAGCUUCGUUCGAUGUGUCCCCGAAACCGUGCCGCAAGGUACGGGAAGCACUGGCCAAAGAUACGGGCCUAUCGGUGCGGGUCGUGCAGGUGUGGUUCCAGAACCAGCGGGCAAAAAUGAAAAAGAUUUCGCGUAAAUCGAAGGCGAACGCAAACGGUGCGGAUGGCGAGAAGAACCAUUCGGAUAAGGAGGACAAAUCGAUCAAGCUAGAAUCGCCGAGCAGCGAUCACAGCCACUAUCUCGGGUUGGAUAGUUCGUACAGCUCAUCGAGCCAACCGUUGAAUCCGAACCUUCCUUACUCGCCUGAUUUCCCCGACAACUCCGAUGCUAGCCUGUGCAGUUCCGACAUUUCGCUCGACGAAUGCUUCGACAACGUAGACGAGGCUACCUCCGAUACGAUGUCGCUGCAAAACCUAGACCUUCAAACUAACCUUAACGCCAACGGUGGACCACAGGGUCUUCACAACGGUCCCUCGCACCAGCAACAGCAGCAACAGCAGCAGCAGCACCAGCAGCUAGUCAAUCACAACAACAAUACGAUCGGCUCGAUGAUGUCAAACAUGGCCGGCAGCAUUACGCACAUCGAUAAGCUCUACCUGAUGCAAAACUCGUACUUCAACUCGACGCAGAUCGAGCAGUGACCGUC
Molecule: messenger RNA, 1448 nt
Organism: Anopheles maculipalpis
Lineage: Eukaryota; Metazoa; Arthropoda; Insecta; Diptera; Culicidae
Gene: Lmx1a
Product: LIM homeobox transcription factor 1-beta
Exons: 4
Coding region: 1-1443 (480 amino acids)
Biological process (GO): neuron differentiation; regulation of transcription by RNA polymerase II
Cellular component (GO): nucleus
Molecular function (GO): DNA-binding transcription factor activity, RNA polymerase II-specific; RNA polymerase II transcription regulatory region sequence-specific DNA binding
Source: RefSeq, a predicted model, not a curated record